AUGACUGCCUUGGGCGAUCCCGGAAGUAGCGGAAAACGAUUGGGAGAUUUCGUCGUCGAUUUUAACACUCAGUCCGAGACAGCUCGAUUGGAGUAUGAAGCAUUACAAGAAAAGAUACUUCCGCUCAUUAGCGCUGACGAUCGUCAGCAGCAUGACGAUAGUUAUGUACAAUUCGACGAGUUGCAUGAUGAAGUCACCAUCAAUUUACAAGACCAGUUAGCUAAGCUCAAGGCAACUCCACCGUUAACCGAUAUUUCCAGCUCACAGACCCCCGUUGCCCGUCCUCAGCUUCCAUUCGUUAUACAGCAACCUUCGAAAAUGCCAAUUCCUUCCUUUGAUGGUCGUUAUAAAAGCUGGCCGAAGUUUAAGGCCAUGUUUAGGGAUUUGGUAGACAAGUCCUCUGAUCCACCCGCUGUUAAACUCUACCAUCUCGAUAAGGCCUUGAUGGGAAACGCAGCCGGUUUGAUUGAUGGGAAAACGAUUAACGAAGGAAAUUACGCUCACGCCUGGGAAAUCCUAGAAGAAAGGUAUGAGAAUAAACGACACACUAUGGAUUCGCACAUUCACGGACUAUUAAGCUUCAAACGAAUGUCGGAAGAAAACCAUUUGGAAUUAAGAGGACUUUUAGAUGAAUGUACCAGACAUAUGGAAGCCUUGAAAUUUCUGGGACAGGCACUGACUGAAGUGUCAGAACUCAUAGUUGUCCAUCUGCUUGCUGCUGCUUUAGAUAAAGAUACUCGCAGACGCUGGGAAUCAACUGUUAUCCACGGGGAUCUGCCUAACUAUGGAAAGAUGAUGAAAUAUUUGAAAGAGCAAUGUUUCAUUUUUGGGAGAGAUGUGACAACUCAAGUUCAAGACAGCAACAAUCGCAGUCGAAAUCACCUGCCACCAUAUGCAAGUUCAGCCAGAAAACCGUUGCAGUGA
Wyeomyia smithii (pitcher-plant mosquito) is the source of this 924-nucleotide messenger RNA. RefSeq lists its product as uncharacterized. Lineage: Eukaryota; Metazoa; Arthropoda; Insecta; Diptera; Culicidae. The transcript is spliced from 2 exons. The record is from RefSeq and is a predicted model, not a curated record. Bases 1 to 924 code for a protein of 307 amino acids.